Molecule: messenger RNA, 858 nt
Organism: Plasmopara halstedii
Lineage: Eukaryota; Oomycota; Peronosporomycetes; Peronosporales; Peronosporaceae
Product: Ribonuclease H
Exons: 1
Coding region: 1-858 (285 amino acids)
Biological process (GO): DNA replication, removal of RNA primer
Molecular function (GO): magnesium ion binding; RNA-DNA hybrid ribonuclease activity; nucleic acid binding
Source: RefSeq, a predicted model, not a curated record
AUGACAAGUAGCGAUUUUUACGCCGUGGCGGCAGGUCGCUCCACUGGCAUCUUCACAUCAUGGAGAGAGUGUGAGACGCAAGUUAAAGGGUUUGCUGAUUGCAAAUUCAAGAAAUUUAAGACCCAAGGCGAAGCGCAGGCUUUCAUUGAUGCCCACAAGUGUCAAAACGUAAAGGCAAAUUCUAAAAGACCAAGGGAGGAGUGUGCUGAGGUAGAGAAGGAGUUCAACUCAAGUGCUAUUAAAAAACAACAUCGAAUUGAUACGUCAAAGAGAACUCAGGUGAAGACCUUAGUACCAGACAAACGUCAGGACUGUGUAGGUUCGUGGUAUGCAGUGGCAAAAGGGAGGGAGGCGGGAGAUCCAGAUCCAGAAGAUCCUAAUAGUUUAGUAGCUUUUUGUGAUGGAAGCGCCUUAAAUAACGGACGUGAAAGUUGUCGCGCAGGAUACGCUUGCAUCUUUCCCCACUGCGAGAAGUGGAAUGUAGCCAAACAAUUGGUAGAGAAACGAGCUACGAAUAACCGAGCGGAGUAUAUGGCGGCGCUUGAGGCAAUGAAACGUGCGAAUCUGGAGGAUCCCGAAAGAUCUCGAAUGUUAUUUAUCUUUUCAGACAGUAAACUUUUAAUUCAAUCAAUGACAGAGUGGGUUGACAAGUGGAAAAAGAACAAUUGGUUCAAGUCGAAUGGUGCUCUAGUGCAAAACCGAGAUUUACUCGAACUGCUUGUGACUGAAGAGGGCAGCCGCCGGAUUCGAUGGACUCAUGUGAAAGCUCACACAAAUAAAAAAGAUUGGAAAUCCAAGUGGAACGAUGUUGCCGAUAAUGCUGCCCGAAAUGCAGCCAUGAGUAUUUGCUGUGACUAG